UGCCCUCUCUUAAAAACAUAGCACGUCGACCCUCACUAACCCCUACCGACCUAAUCCUCCUACUUACACCCCCUUACUACCAACCCCACACAUCAUGGAUCCAGACACAGUACUCGACCACUGGGCUCGUCUGAGCGAGAAGAACACCAAAGAUUUCCUUCGCGCCGUUCAACAAGAUGUCAUUGCAUCUGCCGCUAUCCACGAUCCACCCUUUGGCAAGAAGAAAUCCACAUAUGUCGACUGGUUCGCGUCCGGGAAGCCGCUCAAAACAUUCGAAACCAUCAUGCAACAAUCCGUCCUGCCAUACUACGCCAAUACACACACAUACUCGACCUCAACAGCUCGGUAUACCUCCACAUCUGUCGCCAAUUCAAGGAGGAUCGUCAGUCGAUGCCUGAAUGCUCAAACAACAAAGGGGCAUCCCCACGAAGCCGUGGUCCUGUUUUGCGGUGAUGGAUCAACAGCAGCUAUCGCCAAGGUACGCAACGUCUUCCGCCUUGGCGACCCUGGAUUCUGGUUCCGAAAAGCGCAUUCCGAACAUGCUGUUUGCUCCGGAGACCUGAGCUCGACUUUCUCCAUCUCUGAUACCACAUCCCCAUCAUCAGCACCGGACUCGAGCCUGUGCCAGAGAGUCUAUGAGAGGCUUCCGGCACAGUACCGGCCUGUGGUUUUUGUUUCGAUCCAGGAGCAUCAUUCGAAUCUGUUGCCAUGGCGCGAGAGCUGUGCAGACGUUGUGGUGAUUGGCGAACAUAGCCGGCAUCGAUUGGAUCUCGAUCAACUGGAGAUGCAGCUGCAGAAGUACCGUGAACGACCCUUGAAAAUUGGGUCUUUUUCGGGGGGUAGUAAUUUAACAGGGGUGUUGAAUGAUACUGUCGCGAUCGCAGAGCUCCUUCACAAAUACGACGCCUUUGCGUUCUUUGACUAUGCUGGCGUCGGUGCCUACACGACCGUUGACAUGAACCCUCCCCCUAGCAACAGCUCCUUACCGAUGCACGAGAGCAAAGCCUACAAGGACGGCGUCUUCCUCAGUCCACACAAAAUGGUCGGCGGUCCUGGCUCGUCCGGUGUCCUUGUUGCCCGACUAGAGAUCUUUUCGUGGGCGGAACAAAAUAGUUCGACAAAUCGCAACGAGAUCUUGCCGUCGCAUCCAGCAGGAGGCACUGUCGACCUGGUGUUCGACAACAAGCACAAGUAUGUCAAGGACGUCGUUGCAAGGGAAGAGCCUGGCACACCCAAUAUCCUGGCCACCAUCCGCACAGGACUAGUGAUGCGUCUGCAGGAGAUCAUGGGCCCAAAGUUAAUUUUGGAAAAGGAAUACAGGUUGGCGACGUAUAUCUACCACCGUCUGCUGCAGAACAAUAAUAUCGAGAUCUUGGGUACACAGGUGCUGAGCCGCGUGGCAGUGUUUAGUGCUAUGAUCUCCAUCCCGGUCCUCUCGACUCCAGAGCGGCCGAUGGAGAUCCAUUACUCGCUCCUCAGCGCAAUCAUGAACGACUUUUUCGGGAUCGAGAUGCGCGGUGGGUGCAUGUGUGCUGGUCCGUACGGCGCGAAGCUGCUCAAGCUCACCCCCGAGAAGAAGGCCACACUUUGGGAACUCAUGGUGGGGGCCGACAAUGGAAACGACGACGACUAUCAGACGACCUACGACAACUGCGGACGCAGGAUCAAAAAGAACCUUCACCAGCAGGACCUGGCCUCAUCAGCGUUCAAGCCUGGAUUCGUUCGAUUCAGCUUUCCAUAUUUUGCGCGGGACAAGGAUGUGGAAUUUGUGCUACAAUCGUUCGAAUGGGUCGCCCAGUAUGGAUUCCUGCUGAUUCCGCUUUACAGGCUGGAUGGCGAGUCCGGCAUGUGGUCAAUUCGGGAAGCGGUUCGUCGAGCUGUUAAUUUGGAGAUCAGCCCCAGGAGGUUCGCCAGCGGACUUCGAAGCGAUUACAUACCCGUUGCAACAGACUGUAUCUAUGGUCUUCAAAAGCUGUUCUCCCAUCAAGCUCGGAUUAGUGCUCCAGCUGGGGUCCCGACAAAGGCUUCCGAUGCAUCUCGACCAUUCACACCUGAGGGGCAAAGCAGCAGUUGGCUGAAUUCAAGGAUGAUCAACACGCCCAACCAAGCUGGGGAAUCCUCGUUACGACUAUCCAGUAUGGGAAAAUCGGCUGCGCAUUUGCGAACAAGCAGCAAUACACAUGGGCCUACAUCUAUGGUCGUUCAGGAUUCCAGUUGCACAGCCAAGACGCCCACUCAUCCAAUAUCCCGCAGUUCCUCCGUCGCAAGCUUGUCUGGUGGCCAUGAUCCACAUCAGCAAGUUUACGAGACUAUCCACGGUUAUCAGUCCCCAUAUAAUACCUCCCAUCAUCCUACAGAGGUCGGUUCUCAGGGACAUCUCUCUGUCAAUGGAUUGGUUCAAGAACCCAGUUCGGGUCGGAGUUCGCCCUCGAUCUUUUCAUUCAAUCGCCCACGUUUGUUCACCCACGGUACGUCGUCGUCUUUUGGAUCCGCUGGAAAGAUGGGUGCCGUACAUCCUACUUCUGAUGCGGCGACAGCAAAUCAGAUGAAGAUUAGUCCCGCGAUGAGUGCAGCGCUGAAGGAGCUGUCGAUCGAGGCGUUGGAAGAGGAGAUGUCCAAAGUCGAUUGUAAUCCUCUCGCAGCAUCUAUACGACAGUUCGCGAUCCCGAUCGAGAUCGCGCAGGUGUAUAUGGGACAGAAUACUGGUGGGUCUGUUCCGACGUGCUUUCCUAAACGACGCAGGUAGGAGAAACAAAAGAGAAGAUAAAAUAAAGUUGGAAACAUUUCCGUGCCUGUGGUUUGACAUGAUC
Molecule: messenger RNA, 2810 nt
Organism: Gamsiella multidivaricata
Lineage: Eukaryota; Fungi; Mortierellomycota; Mortierellomycetes; Mortierellales; Mortierellaceae
Product: pyridoxal phosphate-dependent transferase
Exons: 3
Coding region: 95-2746 (883 amino acids)
Source: RefSeq, a predicted model, not a curated record